AUGGUAUCCCUGUGUCCAACAACCCUAUCAUCCCCUUUCCACUCCAAAACCCUAAAACUCAAUUCAUAUCCGCAAAACGCUAACCACAGACCAUUUAGUCUUCUCCCUCUCUCCGCUGUCGCUUCGAGGUCUGGCUAUGAAACCGAAAGGGGUUUCGAUUUUGAAAUCGGAGACACCUUCUUCAGGCACGAAAGUGCUACCGGCCGGGAUCUCGGUGUUCUCGCUGCUGCUCUAUAUAAGAAGAAAAACGAUAACCUACGAGUUCUUGAUGCAAUGUGCGGUUGUGGAAUUCGAUCCCUGCGUUACUUAUCUGAAGCCAAAGCGGAUUUCGUGUUGGCCAACGACGCAAAUGAAGAUUGCAACGGUGUUAUAGUAUCGAAUUUAUCGACUGUUUCGAGUGAGGAGGAGGGGAGGUGGAAGGUGAUUCAUUCAGUUGCGAAUCGAGUUUUGGCGGAGAGAUAUGUGGAGAGGGAUUAUUUCGAUUUCAUUGAUGUUGAUUCGUUUGGGAGUGAUUCCAGUUUCUUCAGGUGUGCAUUUGAUGUUGUUAAGCUUGGUGGAUUGCUUUACGUUACAUCAACCGACGGGUUCUCUUCCGGUGGCCAUCGUCCUAAUCAUUCUUUAGCUGCUUAUGGAGCGUAUAUUAGGCCAUUGCCAUACUCAAAUGAAAUCGGGUUGCGGAUGCUAAUAGGAGGAGCAGUGCGGGAGGCUUCUGUUUUGGGUUAUCAUGUGACGCCACUUUUCUCAUAUUACUCAUACCAUGGGCCUGUCUUCAGAGUUUUGCUACGUGUAAACCGAGGAAAUUCACCCCAUGGCAUGCAUUAUGGGUUUAUCUGCUACUGUGAUUGUUGUGGAAACUCUCAAGCUAUUUCAUGGGACAAGCUUGGUCAGAUAAAGUGUCCUUGUGGAUCAGAUGUCCCUGAUUCACUGGUUGUUUGCGGGCCACUUUGGACAGGGCCUCUUCAUUGUGCAGAGUAUCUUGCAGAAAUGCUUAGUUUGGCAGGAGAAUGGGGAUGGGUGGGCAAUGACACCAUAAAUGAUCUUGAUAAGCUGUUGAAACGGAUGAUUGAUGAAAGUAAUCCCGAUUUAUCAUUUGGUUUCAUCAAACUUGAUGAGAUAGCAAGUCGUGCUAAGGUCAAUUCUCCUCCUAUUGUGACAGUAAUGAAUGCCAUUCACCAGGAGGGAUAUGGUGUUAGUAGAUCCCCACAUUUCCAAUAAUGCAAUCAAGACAAAUUGUC
This is a messenger RNA of Lactuca saligna, 1235 nucleotides long. The record is from the annotation of a GenBank genome assembly. NCBI's taxonomy places the organism in Eukaryota, Viridiplantae, Streptophyta, Magnoliopsida, Asterales, Asteraceae.